AUGGCCGUCUCCCCCCAACACCAAUCCCUGCUCUCGCUCUCCCUCGCCGCCGCCUCCGUCUCGCCCAUCGAGAUCAAAUCCGCACCACCUCCCCCUUCCUCGCAACUAUACCGCGCCACAUCCGUCUCGUACGACAGCGACGACUCGUCCGUGCACCCCUCCUCCUUCAACGGAGGGCACAAGACGCUCGAGCGCGGCCCGGCGAUCCAGAACGGGCUCAAGACGCGCAGACUGUCGAGCACGUCCCAGGCGCGCCGCCGGUUCGGCGAGGCGCGGGAGGCGGCUGCGAGGCCUGCGCCGUCGUCUGUGAACGGCUCGACGGCGGCUGCCGCUGCUCUCGCGAGUUUAUCGCUCUCGCCUGGCUCGGGAUCGGUGGGACAGGACAGUCCGCUGUCGAGCUCUGUGCCGGAUUCGGAGGUCGUGGGCGAGGAGGGCGGCAAGAAGAAGGGCAAGCGCGGGACGUUGUUCACUUGCGAGUCUUGUUCCAAGGUCUACCGCCACCCGAGCUGCCUGAUCAAGCACCGCUGGGAACACACGCCCCAAUGGCGCGAAGCGUCCAAGCUGAUGCUCUCCAAGCACCAACAAGUCCAGCUCAUGGAAGCAGCCGCCAUCCUCUCCAACCUCUCCCCCGCGUCCACCGGCGGCCAGUCGCUCCCCGACGACCGCUCCCUCUGGCCGUCGUUCCUCUCGGGCGGCGCGUUGCCCGGCGCAAAGCCGAUCCCGGCACCGAGGAGCAGCUCGUACGCCGGUAAGAUGAGUCGGAGCGCCAGCGGCGGAAGUGGGAAUGGGCCGAGGUUGCACGAGUUUGGCGUGGCGAGCGGUGUCACGCGUUUAAGGCCUGGUGUUGUCGCCGUGAGCACGUCGGGCGACAGUAACGGUGUUCCAUCGCGCGUUAUGUCUCCCUACGCAGACGAAGAAGAUUCCACCAUGGCCAUGGACUCUGCACCACGCCGUUCGGCCGAGCCAGUCCCCGUACGCAUUAUGUCGCCCUACGCCGACGAAGUGGAUGUAGACGCAGACGUAUCGCCGAGCGUCGCUGUGCCCGUUCCGUCUGCUACGUCCGGCAGCCACAGGUACCCGCCGCGCUACGGCAGCGCGGGCGACGAGCCGUGGAGCACGUCGCUGGCGAGCAGCAGUAUCGCGAGCAGCUUCGCGCGGCACGCGAGCCACACGCCGAGCUCGCUGGCGUACAGCUUUGCGCGGACGCCGAGCGACGAGGACGGGAUUGGUGAGGAGGGCGAGGGCGAGGAGUACGUUGAUGUUGACGCCGAGAUUGAACAUGUCGGUGGGGGAGGGGCGGUUAAGAAGGAGGAGGAGGAGGAGUGGGACGGGAUGGAUAUGGAGAUGGAGAUGUGA
This is a messenger RNA of Peniophora sp. CBMAI 1063, 1356 nucleotides long. Lineage: Eukaryota; Fungi; Basidiomycota; Agaricomycetes; Russulales; Peniophoraceae. The record is from the annotation of a GenBank genome assembly.